AGCAGGGUGGAGCUUAUUUAGGAGCACUCCUGCGAACACACCACUUAGGUGCCAGUUUUCCCAGAGAGCAGAAGAGAACCUUUCAGCUUUCCUUUUUUGCGAUAUAGUUGAAUGAUGAUGCCUUUUUAUUCUGCCAAGAAAGAAUUUGAUGAAUCUGUGUCCUAGUAUUCAGAUUCGGUCAUUUCUUGCUGCUACAGUUUCUUCUUUAAAGCAUUUGGAGCUUUUUAAAGGUUUCCCAGACCUUGCUAAUUAGUAUCCACAGUGCGUUUUAAGAAUGUGAAAGGAAUAUUCAAUUUUAAAGUUUCUCCACAAAGUAUUUAUUGAAGUGUUGCAACAGGUUAUGAUCUGGCAGGGGAAAAAAAAAAAAAAAAAGAAAGGAUUCAUAGGACUUGACUUUAAGAGCAACAGCAGGCAUUAGCUGUAAUGCUGGAGAGCCACUGUAGAGGGUCAAGCACGUCGUAACAAAAAACAGCUAUUUUGGAGAGAAUUAUGGUUUAGACUUUCCCAUGUUAGCCAUGGAUGUAGCGCUUUCACCCAUGAGAACUCAAGAACUAGAUCCCAUGUCAUCUGAUACAUCCCCCAUGCUUAUAAACAUGACUCCUACAGUGGAACAAGAUGGGCAAAAGGAUGUCAUGAAGGAGCUUGAUUCUGGACAGCAGUAUGAAAAGCCUCCUCCUCUACACACUGGGGCUGAUUGGAAGAUUGUUCUCCAUUUGCCAGAGAUUGAGACUUGGCUUCGGAUGACAUCUGAAAGAGUCAGGGAUCUGACCUACUCUGUCCAGCAGGACUCAGAUAGCAAGCAUGUGGAUGUACAUCUAGUACAACUGAAGGAUAUUUGUGAAGAUAUAUCUGAUCACGUUGAACAAAUUCAUGCUCUACUAGAGACUGAGUUUUCCCUGAAGCUUCUGUCUUACUCUGUCAAUGUGAUAGUCGAUAUCCAUACAGUACAACUACUCUGGCACCAGCUCCGUGUUUCUGUUCUGGUUCUGAGGGAGCGUAUUCUCCAGGGACUACAAGACGCCAAUGGAAACUACACUAGGCAAACUGAUAUUCUGCAAGCAUUUUCUGAAGAGACUAAGGAGGACCGCCUUGACUCUUUAACUGAAGUUGAUGAUUCUGGACAGUUAACCAUCAAAUGUUCUCAAAAUUACUUGUCAUUGGAUUGUGGUAUUACUGCAUUUGAACUAUCUGACUACAGUCCCAGCGAGGAAUUGCUUGGUGCUCUGGAUGAUAUGACCUCCAGCCAAGGGAAAGCAAAAUCACUUGAAUCCUGGAACUACAGUGAGAUGGAUAAGGACUUUCCAGGACUUAUCAGAAGUGUGGGUUUACUUGCAGUAGCAACUGAUUCCGUUGCUUCCCAGUAUAAUGAAGCAUUAAAUGAGAAAGAAACCCACAUACCUCUUUUAGAUGAAGAUGGGAAAGAAAGAAAAGAUGGAAAAGCAUCACAUGAACUCUCACUAGUAUCUCCUUCUGCAACCUCCUCUCUUUCUAAAGGACCUUGCUCUGAAGAUGAUGUUUUACCUACUGACAGCAAAUCAAUUUCCACAUUAAGGAAACCAGAAUGCAAUCUUCCACCGGACAGCAGUGAAAAAAUCAAACACUCUCACUCUGAAAACUCAACUCCUAAGAGGUCCAUAAGAGACUGCUUUAACUAUAAUGAAGAUUCCCCUACACAGCCUACAUUGCCAAAAAGAGGUCUAUUUCUGAAAGAUGAUGUGUUUAAAGAUUUUGUGGAAGCCAAUGAUUUGAAAAGGCAAAUCUCUCAGAUAGUUAAAAAUGAAAUAAGUAGAAGUACACCCUCAUUGUUAGAUCCACCAGACAGAUCCAAGCUUUGCCUAGUUUUACAGUCACCUUACACUAACAGUCCAUCUGCAGUUAGUCAGUCAUAUGACUGCUUAAAUACAAUUAGUGAUAGAAAUCUUGAAUACACAAAAAAUAAUCACUUCAAGGACAGUCCCAUAAGUCUAGAGAAGUCUACUUCCUACACUUGUAAAGAAACGACAAAGCACAAGAAGUCUCACGACACACCAGAGAAAGUCAAAGUGGGCAGAACACCUGAAGCUAUGUGUAAAGUGACUUCACUGAUACAAGUCAAAAAGAGAGGCUGUUCUCUACGGAAUGGAAUUACUUCUCAUAAUUCUCAGUCUCUGGAGGAGACAGAAACAGAGUCCUCUGUAUCAGAUUCUUGUAACCAGAGAGAAACAAAUAGUCAAUCGCAAAGUAAAACUGAACCUUUCAGUUUGCAAACACAUAGCCAAAAGAGUAUUUCCUCAUCUGGUUCUGAGCUUAGCAACUCAUCACCUCCUCUACUGAGAAGAAAGAAUAAUAAAAGCUUCUCCUCAACACCAAGCUAUACUCAAAAAAACAGUAAAGAUGGUGAAGUCUGGUAUGGAUCUGAUGAAUAUUUAGCACUUCCUUCACAUCUCAGACAGACUGAAGUAUUAGCUUUAAAACUUGAAAAUUUGACAAAGUUACUACCCCAAAAACCAAGAAGAGAAACCAUUCAAAACAUUGAUGACUGGGAGCUGUCAGAAAUGAACUCAGAUUCUGAAAUGUAUCCAACAUAUCAGACAAAAAAGCACAAAAAAAUGGGUAGAAUUUCACCAAGCUCUUCAAGUGAUAUAGUAUCCUCCUUGGGUGACAGUAUUGAAUCUGGGCCUCUCAGUGAUAUUCUCUCUGAUGAAGAUCUUUGUAUGUCUGUAUCUUGCAUUAAAAAAUAUAUUGAAGAAAAGUCAGAAAGGACUGCUGUCACUCAGCAAACUGAGAAUGAGACUUCUGGCUCAAAUAAAUCAGCUUUAAUUCAUCAGCUGAUGCAAGAUAUACAACACCAGGAGAAUUAUGAAACUGUAUGGAAAAAAAUUGAGGGGUUUGUAAGCAAGCUUGAUGAAUUCAUUCACUGGUUAAAUGAAGCCAUGGAAACAACAGAGAACUGGACUCCUCCUAAAGCAGAAACAGCCAGCCUUAAGCUGUACCUGGAGACACACUUGAGUUUUAAGUUGAAUGUAGAUAGCCACUGUGCUUUAAAAGAAGCAGUAGUAGAAGAAGGACGUCAACUUCUUGAGCUUAUUGUAUCUCACAAAUCAGAAGGACUGAAGGACAUGCUGCAGAUGAUUGCAAGUCAGUGGAAGGAACUACAGAGGCAAAUCAAACGGCAACACAGCUGGAUUCUUAGGGCUCUGGAUAUCAUCAAAGCAGAGAUACUGGCUACUGAUGUGUCUGCAGAGAAUGAGGAAGGGACUGGGAGCCCUAAGGCUGAGGUUCAGCUAUGUUAUUUGGAAGCACAAAGAGAUGCUGUUGAACAGAUGUCCUUAAAGCUAUACAGUGAGCAGUACAACAGUAGCAGCAAGCGAAAGGAAGAGUUUGCUGAUAUGUCAAAAGUUCACACAGUGGGAAGUAAUGGCCUUUUGGACUUUGAUUCAGAAUACCAGGAGCUCUGGGAUUGGCUGAUUGACAUGGAAUCCAUUGUGAUGGACAGCCAUGACCUGAUGAUGUCAGAGGAGCAGCAGCAGCAUCUUUACAAGAGAUACAAUGUAGAAAUGUCAAUCAGGCACCCGAAAAAGAUGGAACUGCUUAGUAAGGUUGAAGCUCUGAAGAAAAGUGGUGUUUUACUACCAAAUGAUCUCCUUGAAAAAGUGGAUUCAAUUAAUGAAAAAUGGGAACUGCUUGGGAAAACCCUAGGAGAGAAGAUCCAAGACACAAUGGUUGGGCACAGUGGGUUAGGUCCACGUGACCUGCUCUCGCCUGAAAGCAGCAGCCUGGUAAGGCAGCUGGAGGUCAGGAUCAAAGAGCUGAAAGGGUGGCUGAGAGAUACAGAGCUUUUCAUCUUCAAUUCCUGUCUGAGACAAGAAAAUGAAGGAACAAUGAAUACUGAGAAACAACUGCAAUAUUUUAAGUCUCUAUGCUGUGAGAUCAAACAGAGACGUCGUGGGGUAGCCUCUGUGCUGCGAUUGUGCCAGCACCUCCUGGAUGACCAGGAGACCUGCAACCUAAAUGCAGAUCACCAGUCCAUGCAGUUGAUAAUCGUAAACCUUGAGAGGAGAUGGGAAGCCAUUGUCAUGCAAACUGUCCAGUGGCAAACAAGGCUACAGAAGAGAUUGGAAGAAGACUUGGAGCCUCUGACUGUUAUUGAUCCUAGUUUGAUGGAUCUAAAUGGCCCAAGUGAAGAUGCACUAGAAUGGGAUGAAACUGAUAUAAGUAAUAAGCUGAUCAGUAUUCAUGAAGACUUAAGUGAUCCGGAUCAGGAACUCAAGAAAGAUGAUAUAAGCCGGAAACCUGCUUCAGGAGAAUGUGGUGAUAACGAUUUGGAUGAAGAUGAAAGUGUCAGUGAUUGUGGAGGUCCUCUUUAUUGUACCAGUAUUACUUCCCCUCCAAAUCCCCACAUCUAUCAGGUCUAUAGCCUUCAUAAUAUUGAAUUCGCAGAAAAAAAACCUAUGCCUUUUUUGAAAAAAAUAUCCAAACUCUCCAAUGUAACACAGUCUAACAUUUUAAACAAAAGUCUUAGUAAAGACUCAUCAUUUUCAUCUACCAAAUCCCUGCCAGACCUAAUAGGGGGGACCACAUUGGCAAAACCGUAUAACUAUAUGUAUCAGAGUGGAAAUAUAAGCAGGCAUUCUGAGAGUGAGAGUGGGAUAGUGAGUGAAUGUGAUACAGAAACUACAAAUAAUUCAGAAUUUUUUUUGCUAAAUGAUAUUGAAAGCACUCAAAGUAAUCCUGAAAUUGGGCAUGCAGAAACUCAAGUGGAUGAUAUAGUCAAUAUAAUAAAACAAAAAAUAAAGCAAGAUGAAGAGGACCGUGCUAGUGUUCCAGAUGAUUUCCAGUUGGCAUCUUCUGCCUGUUGUGGAAGUGAAAAUGAUGAGGAUUUGGACAAUGUUACCAUGCAUAACCCUGUUUGUCCAGAAGAAUUACAAGGAAAGCAUGAUGUGUUUACAUUUUAUGAUUACUCAUACCUUCAAGGCUCCAAAUUCAAAUUACCAGUGAUAAUGAAACAAUCGCAAAUUGAAAAAACAUAUACAGAGGGCAGUGUGUUUCAUGAUUUUUGUUUUCGUAAAAUACCUGGUAAAUCUGAACAUAAGCCUGGAGAGUCACAACCAGAUGGGUUUAUUCAUGACCAUAUUCUGGCAAGUGUUCCCGGAGAAUCAGAUCCCAGUUCUUGUAAAUCUGCAGAAACUUUAAGAAAAUUAACUGUUACAGAGAAUUCAAGACAGGUUUCAACUUUAUCUUGUAGUUCUUCAUUAGAAUCUCUAUCUGUAGUAGGCGAUUUGUUUGGCUCAGGUUUUAAAAGUGGAGACGGCCUUCAGCGAAGCACUUCUUUGGAGAGCUGGCUGACUUCCUAUAAAAGCAAUGAAGAUCUUUUUAGUCACCAUGGCUCAGGGGACAUAAGUGCAAGCAGUGAUUCUGUUGGAGAGCUCAGCAAAAGGACAUUAGAUCUUUUGAAUCGCUUAGAAAACAUCCCAAGUCCUUUAGAUCAAAAGAUAAAGCACAGCAUCUCUGAUAUAACACUCCAAAGCAGCUCUCAAAAAAUGUCUUUUACUGGACAGCUGUCUGUAGAUAUUGCAUCCUCAAUCAACGAAGACUCAGCAGCUUCUCUCACUGAACUCAGCAGCAGUGAGGAUCUUUCUCUCUGCUCCGAAGACAUUGUACUCCAUAGAAAUAAAAUACCAGAUUCAAAUGCAUCAUUUAGAAAACAUCUUAAUAGAUCUGUAGCUGAUGAGAGCGAUGUCAAUGUCAGCAUGAUUGUUAAUGUUUCUUGCACUUCUGCUUGUACUGAUGAUGAAGAUGACAGUGAUUUGCUUUCAAGUUCCACCCUUACCUUAACUGAGGAAGAUCUAGGUAUCAAAGAUGAAGAUGAUGACUCCAGUAUAGCAACUGAUGAGGAUAUUUAUGAAGAAUGCAAUUUAAUUUCAGGACUUGAUUAUAUAAAAAAUGAACUCCAAACUUGGAUUAGACCAAAAUUUUCUUUGACAAGGGAGAAAAGAAAAAGCAUCCUCAGUGAUGAAAUUCAGCGCAGUAAAGAAGUUAGUAAUGUGACAUCAAAGGCCACAGAUACAUUAAGCAUCGAAACCCUAUUAAAUGGUUCAGUACAGAAAAUAUCAGAAAAUAAUGGCAAUAGCAGGAAUGUACGAUGUGAUCAUGAAAAAGGAACAAAGCAUCACCUGAUGAAAGAUAUCUCUCAGACUGUGAAAGAUCAGCUUGUGGAUGACAUGGAGAAUGGCAAUGUUGAAAAUACUCUUGGCAGUCAAAAGGAAAGCCUUGUCAGAGCAUCAGCAACUCCCAAAACUCAUGCAUCACUUGAUGUCAAAGAAGCUGAAAAUGAAUGUUGUGUCUGUGAAGCAUUUACAGACAGUUCGGAUGAUUCACGUAUGGAUGGCAAUGCUCUGUUGCCAGAUGGAUCCAGAAACCCUCUGAAAGAAUGUCAAAAUCAUCUUCAUCCUGACCAUCACUCUGGUGUUUCCUCUCCUGCUAAAAAGCCUUGUCUUGAAUCUUCCUCAGAAAUGAAUUGUGUAGACAUACAAGAUCCAGCUUUAGAAAGAGCCUUACCUAAUGGUCAACAACAUAGAAUAAACGUUGGCGAGUCUUCAGCCAAUGGUCUUGGUCCAUGCUGUAACUGUGAAUCUGCUGCUUUGAAUAAAAGAAACAUGGAAGAUGGCUCAGUACACAAUUUUGUGAGGGAGAUAAUAGACAUGGCAUCAACAGCUUUGAAAAGUAAGUCACAACCUGAAUGUGAGUCAUCUACUCCAGCUUCAUUAGCACAGAUCAAAGAAAAAGUGUUAGAACACUCUCACAGACCCAUUCAGCUAAGAAAAGGGGACUUCUAUUCUUAUCUUUCACUUUCUUCUCAUGAUAGUGACUGUGGAGAGGUAAUCAAAUACAUAGAGGAAAAGAGCAGCACUCCUGUACCACUGGACUUCACAGAUGAGAGGGAAAAUAUUGAAUGCUUUUUUGAAGCCUGUUCUGUGGAAGAAUGCAUUGAACAGCAGCAAUCCGUUUCUAAUGGUAGUCCUGAACCACAAGUCAAGCAGCAGCAACUUAUUUCAAAUAAUAUUUUUGAAACAUCUCCAGAAUCACUAGGUGAACCAACUUUAGUGUCAUUAGAAGAAGUUAAAACUUCAUCUGAAGAUAGGGACUUAUCUUUCUUAUGUGACGAUGGCAACAUUAUAAACAUCCCCAGUCCUAACAAACAAAGUACAUUAAACAAUUUGAAAAAUGCUACUGAUUAUUUGCUGAUUUCAGAUGUGGAAACUGAAGACUUGGAAAAGAAUUGUCCAGAGUUUAGCACUAAAAAGUGUAGUACAGGAAAAUCACCUGGAAUUGAGGAGCCCAAAGGAUGUGUUGCUGCUUCUGAAGAGGCUUCAGCUGUAGAGUUUCAGUUAAAGCCUGGCCAUUCACAGAAAAGGGAUGUUUUGUGUCAGAACAAUAAAACUCUUACUUGUCAAGAAAAUCUCCUGAAUCUUCAUAAGGAAAGACAUAUAAAUAUGCACAGAUAGAAUGUAACCCUUUCCAGGCACAUACAUUAUCCUAAGAACAGCUGAGCUAUGGAACUAGAAACCACUUCUACUCAUUGAUCCUGUUCUCCACACUGAGCUGACAUUACGAGUUUAUCAAAAGCACUUGAUGAAGCUGAACUUCCAGUUUUACAAGAAUUUUGGCUGACUAGUGAGUUGGAAUUCUACAAUAUUUCCAGACAAGCCAUGAAGCUGAGCAGACUGGAGAAUAAGUAGAGACAUAAAUAAUUUCUUGAUGUCAAUUUAUCAUGAUUUAAGUUCAGUAACCCAUUAUUAAGAACACAAUUAUUACAACACAGUGCUAGGCCAAAAGUUGAGAUUAUCAAAAUAAGAAAACUUUGCAACAUCAUUAAAGAAUGUAAUGUGGGAUAAGGUAGAAUAAAGACCUGAAUACCAAACCAAAUGGAAACCUAGUGCCACACAACAGUACUGGAAGCUUCAGUUCUCUUUUGUGGUAAGCAUUUUGAAACGUAAGUAAGAUGGUAGAACCUAAGAUGAAAAAUUGUCUCUAACCUCUUCUAAAGUUUGAAAGUAUUUUGAAUCUGCAGUUUCUGACCUUGCAUAAAUGUCCAACAAUAGCUGCACAUUUAGCAACAAAAUAAUAUUUACAAAGAAAUAAACUUCUGGAUCAGAUCCUAGUGUGGAGCACUGCUACUUUAAGUCUCAGUAGUUGUUUAGUGACCCAAAAGCCAGUAGAGCUGUAUAGAAUGUGAAUAGUCUUUGGAAGCACUCUUCCGGUAAACCAUAGGUAGCAUGGCAACUCAGAAUCCCACUCCAAUUCCAAAUGUUGCUGCUUGUCAGAAACUGUAACAAGGGAACUUCCGUUAAAAACACAAGGCUAAGUGUUGGGCCAGGUUUCCCCAGGAAGUUCUAGAAUCUCCAUCCUUGGAGAUUUUCAAAAUUCAAAGGGAAGUGGCCCUGAGUAAUGUGGUCUGCCUUCGAAAAUAGCCCUCCUUUGAGCAGCAGGUUGGACCAGAUGACUUUAAAGUUUCCUCCCAACCUAAGUUAUGCUGUGAGAGGAGAAAAGGCUGUUGUUAACUGCUGCCAUGAAAACCACUAGUACUCUCCAAUUGCAAAUCAUAUAACUGUAGCAGAGGAUCUGGGCCUGUUUUUACAAAACAAAUUGUUUUGCUGCUAUUAGGUAUCUAACUUUUGCGUUUCCUGUUUUUACUAUGCUUUGGGCUUUUCUUUUGCACAUAUUGACAGUUUAGCCAGCAUUCAUACAUUCUUGUAUGUACAAAUAUGUCUAGCAAAAUCUUUAGGUUAUAACAGCAAAGGUCUACAGCUUGCCACUAUCUCUUUGGACACAUAUCUAUUUGAAUAAAGGAUUAUCUCAGAAUCAUCAUAGCAAAGAGGAUAUUUCUUGAAUGGUCAUGAAACAGGAUAUUAUGACCUGCUGAUUGCCAAUAAAGUUAAUACUUGGACACAUGCAAAUAACUGGAGAAGUAAUGAAAAUCAAGUGAGAAUUACAAAACUCAUACAUAAUACUAUAUAUUAUAGAGUUACAUUAAAAGGAUUAUGUG
Colius striatus (speckled mousebird) is the source of this 9025-nucleotide messenger RNA. It is a transcript of the gene AKAP6, whose product is annotated as A-kinase anchoring protein 6. Lineage: Eukaryota; Metazoa; Chordata; Aves; Coliiformes; Coliidae. The record is from RefSeq and is a predicted model, not a curated record. Bases 507 to 7484 code for a protein of 2325 amino acids. The transcript has 14 exons. Gene Ontology annotation, molecular function: protein kinase A binding; transmembrane transporter binding. Gene Ontology annotation, cellular component: perinuclear region of cytoplasm; sarcoplasmic reticulum.